CUAGGUCAGGAUUUUUUUUAGUGUUGGAUAGAUGCUUAUUACCCAAGUCCCGUGUGAGAGCCACAAAGCCAGGUCUGGGGAGGUCACAGGUUGAGCCCGAGUCCUGUUAAAACCAGUAGCAUCUUGCCCUCCAGUGGAUGCCAGUUUGGCAGCCUCCCUACAGCCUCCUGCUGGGCUUCUCAUGGUGUCCCACUGUUUGUAAUGUGUUACUCAGUUCCGUUAUUAAUCCCCAUCUCUUCCAGUUCAAACAGUAAUUUGCUACAUAGUGCCUUGACAAAUGGUGUACCUGAGGUUCGGAGAGAAACGGGAGUAGGUCUAAAGAACUGGCUACCCUAGAAGACAGGAAUGGCAUAUAACCUGCUGUCAGUAAAUGCAAAUCACAUUUGCACACAAAUGUUUUCUGGGGCGUCUAGGUAUUACCAAGGUUAGGAUGAACAGAUACUCUGUCAGGUUGAAUGACACACAGAGGCCAUAUAAAUGCAAGGUGCUCAUAUUUAGGGUAAUGGAGGCCGGAUUUCUGUGGAAAGAGGAGACAGAGCAAAGAGCUAAAAUGGUUAUUAGAUCUCUGUGAUAUCAGCUACUGCUGGUUUUGGUUACCUGGUUAAUGCCAGCUGAGGAGUCAUCUUUUGUAAGUGGUUCACUGCCAACUAUGCACUUUUGAGCGUGGGCUGCGGUGUUUGUUGCUGCAGUUGCACAUAUUAAUUUUCAGCUUGGAAAAUAUCCACACCGGUCUGGAAUUUGCUCAUCUUCAUCUUUCUCCUUUUCGACAUAGCAACAACGUUCCCGGGUUAACUGCUGACUUUUGAGAGUGGAAAAGUAUGAAGUGCCUUGAUCCUUUUGUUGUAAUGGUACUCCACUGCCCACCAGUUCUCUUUCCCUCCAUUUCCUAUAUUGGCUUCAGACACAAUAAAUCUGAACAGAUUUAUGGGUAUUAAACCCAACCGUUUAGUACUGCAAACCUUCAGAAAAGUAGGAUAAGGAGGUCUGAUUUCAUCCUUUCUUGCAGCAAGGUGCAGUUCAGGCAACCUACAGACCUCCCUGAAUGCCUCCUAUCUUGAUCAUGCCCUAGAUUUUGACCUUUUAAUUUGUCACGUAGACCUCCAGCAAAGGUCCAAUACUAAACUGGAAAGUGGAGAAAAUAAUUGGCUUUUAUCCCUGGCACUGACGUUAAUGUUUGCUGUAGCUUCAGAUGUGACAACAUGCGACACUGCCUUGAGUCCUCUUAUACCUACCACUGCUGGGUAUUUUAAGGAUUAUUUGUAAAAGCACUUGACAGCACGAGUGUGCUGCUGGCAGAGUUGCCGGCAUGGUUGUGGACUUAUAACAGAUGCCAAAUAUUGACAAGAAAAUAAGUAAAUUUUAUUUUUAUUCCAAGUUGCUUUAUAAAGUUUAUGACAAGUGAAAACUAAUCCAAAACGCCACAUCUAAAAUAGAAAGAGGCUCUCCAAAGGCACCAAGGUGAGGUCUUCCAAACUCAACCAGUUUAAUGAGAAAGAGCCUGCACUGGAUUUAACAGAUGGCCUCUAUUGGACUGUGUGGGGAGAGAACACAGACUCCAGGUCUGCAGAGCUUUCUCCUGAAAGCUGCUGGCUUUGGAGUGUGGGUCAGGGAUCCAGUGUUUCCAGUUUCUUAGAUCCGCAUUAGCUCUUAGGAUGACGCCAAGGAGACCAUGAUGCACAUGAGUACGUGUUGCUUUGCGGGACAAAGCCAAACUUUUGAAAUGAGCUGGAAGUCUCCCAGGCUUUGCAGGUGGGAGAUAACGGAUGGCAUGUUCAGGCUUCUUAGUUGCGAAACAAGAAUAUUCUGCUCUGAUGGAGUUGAGCAGUUUUGGGAGUAGACCCAUGUAAAUACUGCUUAGUAAGCCCGUCUGGAGGUGUCUACAGUGAGCUGAACAAACGGUGGUGGGCAGCGAUGUGCUUGCCUGGACAACAAGAAAACAAGACUGUCCUUCAGCAGGGAGGCCUGCGCUGGAAUGUGGUAGCCACUGGCUGUUGGGGGAGAAAGUGCUUUUGGAAAGAAAUUCUCCCCCUCUUUUGUAUAAGACUACCUAACCCCCCCCAGAACCCCUCUGUAAUAGUUCAAUAAAAACUCCAUGUUGCUAAGAAUGAUUAAGAAUUAAAAUUAUGAGUACUACUUGCAAUGGAAAUAAGAAACAAAGGCAGGUCACUAGAUGUGAGUACUCAGCUUUCUUCUCUAACAUUUUCUUCCCCAUAUACACUUUUCUUACCUAUAAAACUAGUCUUUCAGUCCUGUGCCUUGUCCCUACCUGUUGGUGUGAAAGAGGAAGUAGUUGCUUUCAUAGCACAAGUACUUGUGAUAUUGUUUCCAGGAGACAUUUAGACUAUGGAUUACUAUAUUGCUGAUAUGUCUUAGGUAGUUACAGUUUGGCAGCAUAUGACACGAAUGAAUGGGAGAAGGAAGUAGGAAUAAUGCAGCAUUGGUGGUAUGAAAAGUGCAGGCUGGGAUUUAACCAGGAAUUGAAGCCUGAUGGAAGUGCUUGGUGGUGGGCAGAAGUUUCCUGACAAAAAAUAUGAUCCCUGUAGAGAUGGCAUUGUGUAACCUCUUCCUUGGCUUGCAAAACAGUGCGAGAAACUGUACAGCUUCUUACAGAAGUGAGUCUUGACUCAUGUGGGGAGAGGAAAAGAGACUGAAACACUCGAUCCAAAGGAGACACCUGUAACAUGUCCCAAAACAAUGCUCUCCUUGUGCUGGAAGCUUUGCCUGGUAGUCUUUUUCCAAUGAUUUGUUGCCUUUACAUGUUAUCUCUUUCCCUGUGCCGGGUUGAGUAACCUAAGCGUUGGAGGUAGCUGUGCUCCGAGCAGGGGUCGGGCCAUGUGACCUGCUGGGAUCCUUUCCAAACUAAAUUAUUCCUUGAUUCUGUGCAACUGUUUGGAAACAAGGGUGACAGUUCUGGGUCUGACACGUGGCACUGGGUCUGACGGCUCCCUGUUCCCAGAAACCCAUUGGUGGCUGGGCUGGCAGAGGGCUGCAGAAAAGCUCCAAGAGCAGCUGCUUGGACUUUGGGGAGUAUGGCUGGCACUGCAAGGACUUGAAAACUCUGGACUUUCUGAGCUGUGGGAGCUGAAAGCCAACUGCAAAGGACUAUUCAAAGGACAAGGAAACCUGCAUGGGUGUCAACAAUCAAAGUUACAUAUGUGAAACGGGCCACUGUUGUGGACAAUCCCAGUGUUGCAACUACUACUAUGAACUCUGGUGGUUUUGGCUGGUGUGGACCAUCAUCAUCAUCCUCAGCUGCUGUUGUGUUUGCCAUCACCGACGCACCAAGCAUCGUCUCCAGGCCCAGCAGCGGCAACACGAGAUCAACCUGAUCGCAUACCGGGAAGCCCAUAACUAUUCAGCCCUGCCGUUUUAUUUCCGGUUUUUGCCAAAUUAUUUACUACCUCCCUAUGAGGAAGUGGUGAACCGACCGCCGACCCCACCACCACCAUACAGUGCCUUACAUCAGCAGUGCGUCCCAGCAGGCAGCAGUAGCACAAUCCCAGACACGCCAAGAAACCUACAGCCAGCACAGAGCAGCUCAGCAGCACCCAGUGGCAAUAACAGCAGUACUGACCACCCCGGGUCCCCUGGCCUCGGGGACCCCGAGCCCUCCACCACCACACUUGAGCGAGCAGUUGCCAAAAUGCAAAGCAUUGAGCCUGGUGGCACCAGCACAGGAGCUGAGCUGGUGGAGAGGCCCAGUCCUGGUAAGGAUACGGAGUGCAAGGAGGAACUGCUCAAAGCUUACAGCUCUGAGAGCUUAGAGCAGAGCAGCGCCAUUCCCGACGCGAAGGACAAGACGCCGGGCAGGCAGCGCCGCUUCACCGGCGACUCGGGCAUCGAAGUCUGCGUAUGCAAUCGGGGCCAUCACGACGAUGACCUCAAGGAGUUUGAUGGGCUCAUCGAUGAUGCUCUGGAUGGGCCCCUGGACUUCUGUGACAGCUGCAGCGGCCGUCCCCACGGGGAUGAGGAGGAAGGGCUUUUUAAUGCUGCGGAGGAGCAGCACCGUGAACACAGCCACCACCACCUGCCCCGGCAGCAGGUGUGUGUACUCUUGAACACAAUAAAUGAGCAGGACUCUCCAAACUCUUGUACCAAUAACUCCCCCAGCUAAGGUGACAGAGUGGAAGGGAGAAAAAAAAACAAAGAAAUGAAAGUGGAAUAAGAGGAUGACAACUCUAAUAGGAGGAAAAAAGGUGAUACAACCUUUUGUUAGUUUAUUUCUCUUUCUCCCCCUCCAGUAUAAUUCGAGGACUAGUCCUCGAAGGCCCGGCGUGUGGGGGACGGGUCGAUCUGGGUUUUGUUAAUCGUGUCUGUCCUGCUCUGCAGGGCAGGGACUGGUGUUUCUCAAUGAGACUUUCUAACAAAUGGAAUUUUUCCAAUGGUGAUUUUGGUGAUGGUUAUUACGAGUUUGUUGGUUUUAGUUUUACGAAAACACUGCUUUAUCUCGCAAUCAGUAAAGCUCAGCAGAUCUCACCCUGGCAGGAUACAAAAUCACCAUAAGGCUUCAACCUCCAGGUGUCUUCCCAGAAGCAAGCAGCUUCUGACAGUGCUGGCAGUCAGUAGCCCAAGAGUUCUGGUUUGAUAUAGUGCUCUUGAGGUAUUGGGGAUUUCUUUUCGUUUUAGCUUUUUUUUUUUUUUGUGUGUGUGUGUGCGUGUGUGUGUGCGUAAAGUUUUCCUGAAGCUGAUGAAUGCCUGAACACAUCAGCCCUAUAACCUCUGGUGCUUCAGUGUUUAAGACAGCAGGUAGGAAAUUUCCCACUUGAAGCUGGUGACUGAAGGACCAGUUUCCUCCGGAAGGAGUGUUAGGCUACAGUAAGCAGUUUGAAAAGAAAGGGUUUGCAAAAAUUUGCCUUUAUAUGUCAUUCUUAAAGACAAGCGUAUUCCUUCAAUGCCUCCAAGAGCACAGUUAGAAGUAGAAUCCAGGCAGCUGGGCUGCCUUCCAAGUACUGUGGUCUCCGAAUGACCUUUUCCCGGUGUGCUGCAAAAGGGCUUGGCUUUAUUUUCUUCCUUUCUUUGCACCCCGAGCGCAGCACACUGGAGUUAAGAUGACAAAAAAGAACAGGGCUCUCCUUGGCCAGCGUGCCUUCAAGCUUCAGCGAUGCAUGUUGAACAAAUGGAGACGAGAGCUCCGUCCAUUGUGAAGGGAUGACUUACUAUGUAGAUGUGGAAGACCUGUGCAGUAUUUUUGUUUUAAAUCCAAAAGUUUGGUGCGAUUCUAAUGUUGACCACUUCAAAGAAAUGAAUGUCUGUUUUUCUUUUUCUUUUUUUUUAUGGUGCCAACUGGCUACUGUACAAUGUCUGUGAGCGUGUGUGUGUGACUGCAAUCCAUGCAUGCAAGUCCUACUGGUAAUAUGAAAACCUGCUGUAAGACUGCAAGAAAAUUUACUGUAGCUUUGCUUUAAUAAAUGGUAGAGAUUUUGUUAGUAACAACCUGAAGGAAAAACAAAGAGCUGAAACUAACAUUCCCUGGAGUGCUCGUGUGGAAGAGAGCACAGUUCACACUAUGUAUCUUGUUCUCGGGUUUUCUCCCCGGCCCUUUUAUAAUUAUGGUCAUCCAGAUCAUUACUGUUAUGGGGGGAAAAGAAAAUUGAAAACUGAACUCAGACGUACUCAGAUUUGAUUGAUUGAAAACCAAAAUCAGUUUUAAAUAAGGUGGAAACCAAAAUAUAAUGCCUUUUCUGAUAA
Strigops habroptila (Kakapo) is the source of this 5688-nucleotide messenger RNA. RefSeq names its product WW domain binding protein 1 like (gene WBP1L). The record is from RefSeq and is a predicted model, not a curated record. Bases 3128 to 4114 code for a protein of 328 amino acids. The transcript is spliced from 4 exons. Lineage: Eukaryota; Metazoa; Chordata; Aves; Psittaciformes; Psittacidae.